GUCUACUCGAACAGGUCACACUACAUAACUUCUCGAGGAGAUUUGGUUGUCGUAGACGCGACUCGGUCGUCAUUUGGAGAUUACAAGGUUGUGGCCUCCGUCGAUGGACUCGGAGAAGCGGUUUCGAGCAUAAUAACGGUCUAUCAGCAGACUAAUGCAGGGGAACCUUCGGGAGGGUUGUCUAUCAUUUAUUAUUCUGAGGACAGAACAAUCUACUCCGCUGGUUCUUCACAAAAGCGAUCGGAGUCGUUCGACUGUGUGUCGUCCUUGAAGGACGGAGCUCGAGCUCGAUGGAUACUUGAUGGCGUGGUGAUCUCUGGAACGGAAACAGGCAUCGAACUCUCCCAGAACAAUCGUCGCUUGACAAUGAUGGUACCAGAUGCCCUUCGAAAUGGUCGUAACGAGCACAAGUUGGAGUGUAAAGUUGAUGCAGCUUCAGGAGUAUUAUUCGAUCAGACAUCCUUGAAGAUCAGGGUCAUAGAAGAACCGAAAUUAAGACCUACUCCAGUAGAAAAGUUUUUACCACUGGGCUCUCGCCUGACGAUUCCUUGCUCGCCAAGGAAACAUAGUGGUGUCCCAUUGAGGAUUCAGUGGUAUUUCAACGGGAAUGAGGUCGCGACCAAAAACGGACGAUUAGUCGUCGAUGAGCUUUCUCACAAGGACUAUGGUGUUUAUCAGUGUGAAGCGACGAACGAGGCUGGAUCGAGUAUGAAUACGGUAUGGGUGAAGGAGGGAGCCAGUCAAGAUCCAGAAUUUCUUCGAUCUGACGAUGAAGCGCCUGCGUUGGAAGGGAAUGAUCAAGAGAACACCUCUGGUGCUCCAGUGAUCACCUCACCUCCGAAGGAUGUCUCGUUCGUGGUCGGAACGACGAGCUUAAGGCUGAAUUGUAUUGUAGCGGGAUUGCCAGCGACGUCUGUAAUGUGGCGAUUUAAUGAUGUUGACAUCACAUCGGAUUCGACGAAAUAUGACGUCACCGCGGAUGGUUUGAUAAUUCACGAUCUAAAGAAGUCGGAUAGUGGGAGCUAUACUUGUAUAGCAAAGAACAACAAUGGAAUGACGAGCGCGACAGCCAGAGUGACGUCGACAGGUUCGAAUCUGAUCGAAUACGGGCCGACCAAUCAGAGCGUCGUGAUCGGCACGAAUAUUAUGAUUCCAUGCGAAGUCAGCCCGGAAUAUAAAGACAGCGCUCAGUUGAUGUGGUUCAUCAAU
Molecule: messenger RNA, 1209 nt
Organism: Ostertagia ostertagi
Lineage: Eukaryota; Metazoa; Nematoda; Chromadorea; Rhabditida; Trichostrongylidae
Source: the annotation of a GenBank genome assembly